Opisthorchis viverrini is the source of this 657-nucleotide messenger RNA. RefSeq lists its product as hypothetical. Lineage: Eukaryota; Metazoa; Platyhelminthes; Trematoda; Opisthorchiida; Opisthorchiidae. The record is from RefSeq and is a predicted model, not a curated record. The transcript has 3 exons. The coding region runs from base 1 to 657 and encodes 218 amino acids.
AUGUGUCCAGCUUGCGCUAGUGGAGUAUUGGUAACACGCUUGCCUCACAUGUCAGAUGUCCGGAAGUCAAACACCCGAGGAAAUGCAUUGCUAAUUAAAAUAUCUUCAGGUGGGUUCGGCAAAUCUGUAUUUAAUAGUUCAACCGUUUCGGCAACUGAAAAUAAACGGUUAAUCUUAGUCUGGCAUGAAUUUGAUGCUGCACAAUUAAUAGCUCAGUGGUUAGAGCGCGAAUUUACUAACCAGAAGGUCCGUGGUUCAAAACCGACCUCGGCAUCUCGACUACUUUUGUCUAGGCUUGAGCAACGUGGCUGUAUCUCGACCCUUGUGCAUCCUCCUGGCGGCAUGGCAGCUAGGAUCCGAAGGGGUGUUGCAGCUGAACAAUUAUCUUCUCCUGAACGCGUCUUCUUGAACUGGAUAUUCAUUGACUCCACUCAUUCAUUACUCAAAUCCAAGCUAAUGCUACGAGGCGACUCCACAAAUUCCGCAACAGAUCUCCCUUUUCAAGAGACGCAAAGUGAAUUUACAAGAACAAAACGUACUUCCAUGCCUUCCCAUCAACAGUGUCACCGUUACACUAGUAGUAACCACUGGCAUAUGGCUGCCGUAAAACAGUUGGUGAAAACGAUGUUGACAAAGUCGAAGAAAAAGAGGGAGUGA